CCACGACAUACUUAAACGGCUAUUGUUCGCUCUUGUCACUUGUUAUUGUUCUUGUUUCAUUUUCUAAGACCAAAUUUUAUGACACUUAUCCAAGAAAAAGAAAGGCGGAGUCGGCGCUCAGGACUUAAGGAAAUAUCGGUCCAGUCAAGCAAAAUAGUACGAAAGAGCGAGCGAGAUAAACACUCCGCCUUGUUUUCUCUCCAAUCCCUCGAUCCGAACUUUUCUAUUGAAUUUCCUCUCUUUCUUUGUUUCUUCGUCUGAAUUUUUUAUUUUUCUCUUUAUUAAACACAUAAAGUUUUUCUCCGUGCCGAUGCUACUUGGCCUUUCAUUCUUAUGAGCAUAAAAGAAAUCACGGCCGAAAAGGGCCACCAUACCCCAGCUCCUAGUACAACAGAAUCUGUCAAAGAGAAUCAGUCAAUAGUUGAUUACGAACUCGGCGGCAAAUUUAGUCAUGGUGUUGAACGUGAAGCACAAGGAUCCUCUUUCUAUGCCUACUUUAACGUCGUUUGUGUCGUAGCUGGCACUGGUGCUUUACAAUUACCUUAUGCUUUGGCACAGGGCGGCUGGAUCGGCCUGCUUAUUUUAUUUCUCAGUUGGUUUUUCUCAACAUAUUCGGGUGUUGUGUUGAUUCGAUGCCUAUAUCACGAUGGACAAUCUCGACUCACUUCCUACCAGGAAGUAGCCGAAGCAGCAUUCGGAAAAAUUGGUGGAUGGAUCGCAUUCUUCUUUACGGCUAUCACGCUUAUUGGUGUUCCUAUCCUGUACGUCAUGUUGGCUGGCCAAAAUAUCCACCAAGUCUGCCAAGGCACAUCCGCCGAAUUGACGUUUGAAAUCUGGACCAUCAUCUGCGCCUGCGUCGUUGGUGUUCCAUACAUCUUUUUCAAAUCACUUAAAGAAGUCGGUGUCACCAGUCUGUUUGGCGUCUUGACUACCGUUGUUACCGUCUUGAUUGUACUUGCCAUGGCUGUCAAAGACGACAGCGAGCGUGACUUGAACCCACAUCACGACCCUGUCAUUUGGGACAUGUUCCCAAUCGCACUUAGUUCCAUUGCAUUCAGUUUCGGUGGCAACCCUGUUUAUCCUCACGUCGAAGCAGGCAUGCGUACCCCACAACAUUGGAACCGUGUUAUCGUUGCUGGUCUUUCAACUUGCGUUGCUAUUUAUUUUAUCACUGCUGUUCCCGGCUACUACUACUAUGGCGUCGAUGUCGCAUCUCCAGUUUACAACAGCUUGCCCGAAAGUGACGCUAAACUUGCCGCUAUCAUUAUUAUUACCGCUCACGUAUUGCUCGCCAUGCCUGUCUUGAUGACUUCGUUUGCUCUCGAUCUCGAAAAGAUGCUGCGGAUAUCCACGUUCCAUCACUCUCGCUGGGUCGAGUUUCUCUUGCGCGUGCUCGUACGUGUUAUCUAUAUCGUCAUCGUCACCGUCAUUGCUGUUCUCGUACCCUCUUUUGGUAACAUCAUGUCCUUGCUGGGCGCUUUCUCCAACUGUACUCUGAUUUUCAUCUUCCCUAUCAUUUUUUACUACCGGCUAACCGGUUUCCGCAACAAACCGAUCUAUGAGUUGGCCUUUGGUGCUCUUGCUAUUGUGCUUGGCAUCGUUGGUUUAAUCUUUGGUAGCAAAUCUGCUAUCGAAGGUCUUAAGGAAGAGUUUGGCAGUUAAAUCGUCAUUAUCAUUCUUCUUUUCCUUAUUUUCUAUUCCUAUUAGUAAUAUUUUGUACCUCCAUCUCCUCCACCAUUCAUAUUCCUAUAUAUUGUCCUAUUUAUUUUAAACACCUGCUCUAGAAAAGUCCGCCACUCUUUUAGCGCUUAUGUAUUGAUCGCGCUACUUUCUACUACCUCCCUUUUUUGCUUUUUUAUUUACCAAAGAUGUUCCUAAAAGUAAAAUGUAUUAUAUUAUUCACUAGCAAUUACACCAUAAUCUAUUAUAUCACAUUUGGAGCUCUUCUUUGUUUUUGUCUGAUCUUGUCGUUCAAUAGUGAAUUAUGGUCUGCCUAUUCUUUAUAAUCUCUUCUUUAAAAAACCAUUUCCAAAACCAGCUGUAUCCUAACUGCUUAUUAUGUUGUCAACCUUUCGAGGUCUGUGUCAUGGCGUUUAUCUUAUUGUGCACGCUCAAAGG
Zychaea mexicana is the source of this 2118-nucleotide messenger RNA. RefSeq names its product transmembrane amino acid transporter protein-domain-containing protein. Gene Ontology annotation, biological process: amino acid transmembrane transport. The transcript is spliced from 4 exons. Gene Ontology annotation, cellular component: vacuolar membrane. Gene Ontology annotation, molecular function: amino acid transmembrane transporter activity. The record is from RefSeq and is a predicted model, not a curated record. Lineage: Eukaryota; Fungi; Mucoromycota; Mucoromycetes; Mucorales; Lichtheimiaceae. Bases 334 to 1662 code for a protein of 442 amino acids.